AAGAACCAAUAGAAUCCCAGACUCUUCGGUGGCGUAGUUGGUUACAGUACCCGUACUUUUUAGCGAGCGCAUUAGGCGCUUAUUAGGUUGUAGUUUUAGCAGAACUUAGAUGCAUUUGUUUGUUAUUAUACAUUUUUUUUACGUGUGAGAAAAACUUUAUUAGCGAGCGGGUUCAGAGCCGAGAAUGUCGGGCUGCUGCAGCUGUGCGCAACAUGUGAAGAAACUCAGUGAGCAAAUAUCAGUGAUGAGGAAGGAGAUCAAGAACCUGAGGCAGAAGUUGGAAGGCGCCCUCCUCUCCCACAAGAAGCACCUGUCGCACCUGCAGGCCGCUUUCACCGCAUCUGAUCGGAAGGGGGCGACACCGGGUGCGCGGACCACCCCGAAGGAGCAUGUGGCUGGGGGCAUUUCUUUAGAGCAAGGUCUUAUUGAGACAGUUCCGAUUGGAUUCAUCAGCUCUUGCUUCUCAGCGAAAAACGGCACUCCUCGUCAACCUGUCGUGUGCAGGUCUUCUCGCGCAACACUCCGAAUACGGAAGGCUGCUUUCAAUAACCCAGAGCAUGCUCUCCUGGGCCUGGAACACUACUCACACAUAUGGAUAAUCUUCCUGUUCCAUAAGAAUGGACACCUGAGCUACAAAGCCAAGGUGAAGCCCCCCCGGCUGAAUGGCCAGAGGGUUGGGCUGUACUCCACCCGUAGCCCCCAUCGGCCCAAUGCUCUGGGACUCACUUUGGCCAAACUGGAUAAGAUCACAGGUGAUACACUCCACCUGUCUGGAAUAGACAUGAUCUCUGGCACACCUGUGUUGGAUAUAAAGCCUUACAUUCCAGACUAUGAUUGUCCCCAGAGCAGAAGUGGCUUGGGUGGAGAGGAGUGUCUCUCUGCUUGCAUGUCAUCAGGUGAGAUGAUUCACUCUGUCGAGGAGCAGGCUAAGGAACAGGGUCUGUGCACGCAUCCAGAUGCUCGUGGAGAUGUGGAGGACGAGGAGGAGCUGCAACUGAAUCUCCACGCUGAAGUGAUUCCUUCACUGCUUUCCACUUGGGUUUUCGAUUCAAGGCCGAGUGAUGCUCCAGAUGUUGCAGGAGGGGGGCAGGUGGCCUCACUCCUGAGAGAGGUUGAGAACUACAUCAGUCAGAGAGAUGACUUCACCCUGGAAACUGUAGAAGGAAACCCUGGAGUCACUGACUCUGCGGAUGCAAAGUUACCAGCUCUCCAGAGGCCCACAUGUAGUACGAAGGUGUGCUAUGGAGAGGAGUCCUACAGUACCAUAGCCUCCUGGAUCCGGAAGCCCCCAGUGAACUGCCUGGCAGUAAGAUUCACACAGCAUGCAGAGAUGGAACUGAGAGAGUUUCAGCCACCUGGCAGAGCAGUGCUUGGGAAGCCCAGUUUCCGGUUUUUGCACAGUUCAGAGGAGGCAGCUGCCGCCAUCAAGGCGGUGUUGGCUGCUGACCCGCGGUCUGUGUACCGACGUGGCCGCUGCCAGGACAAGCUCUUCUUUUUCACCCUGGACACAGCUGACAUCACAUGUUGGUUUGGCAAGAAUUUCGCCGAAGUGCUUCGAGUGCAAGCUGUUAAACCAGAGCUGUGAUGCGACAGGGGCUGCAGGUGGUUAAAGAACAUUUUGUGUGUGUGUCUGACUGCACUGUGAGGUUUCUCUCUGAUUACCACCACUACAAUGUCUUUUUGCUGAGGAGGUUAGCCUAGCUCUAUGUACCUUGUUUGGGAUGUAACACAGCACCUGUUCAUUUUUGCAUGUGUUAUAUUUUUUUCCUUAAACUCUUGUUUUACAAUGGAAAUAAAACUGUUUUAA
Molecule: messenger RNA, 1807 nt
Organism: Scleropages formosus (Asian bonytongue)
Lineage: Eukaryota; Metazoa; Chordata; Actinopteri; Osteoglossiformes; Osteoglossidae
Gene: trmo
Product: tRNA methyltransferase O
Exons: 6
Coding region: 185-1585 (466 amino acids)
Source: RefSeq, a predicted model, not a curated record